Molecule: messenger RNA, 3024 nt
Organism: Asterias rubens (European starfish)
Lineage: Eukaryota; Metazoa; Echinodermata; Asteroidea; Forcipulatida; Asteriidae
Product: neuroendocrine protein 7B2-like
Exons: 8
Coding region: 184-921 (245 amino acids)
Biological process (GO): regulation of hormone secretion; neuropeptide signaling pathway
Cellular component (GO): secretory granule
Molecular function (GO): enzyme regulator activity
Source: RefSeq, a predicted model, not a curated record
ACUCGGCACUCUACGUCAUUGCUGCGGAAUAUCAUUAGUAUUAACUGCGUAGUAUAUUUUCUUAUUCAGUAUUUUUUUGCGAGGCAGACUGCUCGAUAAUACAGCAUAUUUUCAAGACAAAAUACGGAAAUAUCAACCUGAAAACAUUUCUACUGGAAGGGAGAACACAACUAAAACACAAGGAUGCAUCUGUACUUCAUCGCCUUCAUAGUGGCUAGCGCCCUCUAUCUGGUGAGUGGCACCUACCCGAUAUCCCCAUCUGACAGGUUGGCUUUGAGAAGCUACCUGAGGGAGGCUCUACUGGGUGACAUGGACGAGGUCAUGGUGGGACCGGCUACCAGAGAGGAGAGUGCCGCUAAUAAUAAACUCAUCAUCCCGCCAAAUACAUUUGUAUCAGGAGGAGCUGGAGAGGGUAAACAACACCUUGGAGCCAGCGGGAAGAUCCCCAACAAACAGGUAGCCCUACCUGAGGUUCGCCCUGGCUACUCUACUCCGCCUAACCCAUGCCCAAAGACUAUGGAUAAAGACGGAAGGGAUAUUGUCAAGUCAGAGGUACACCCAAGGCUUGUCUGUUACUGCAUGAGUGGAUGGGAAGACACCGGCAGUGAUGAAGACUGCACUGAAUCUGAUAACUGCUGCCUCGCACAGAUGCCCAACACCGCUGACUUCGUCAACCAGUACCAGCAGGCCGGAGAACCAAAGGAACAGUCUUACAUGCCGUUCAAACGGAAUCAGUUCCAUGAUGGAGAACAAAGGGUUCAACUUGUGGCUAAGAAAUCACCUGAAGUGAUUGCCAAACGAAGCCUUGGAAGCAGACGACUCCCAACAAAGCGUUACAACCCAUUCAUUGACGGCCAACCGUACAUGGAGGGAGUCGUUGCCAAAAAGUCACCAGGCCUCUCUGGUCUGCCUGCCAUGUAAACCAUGGGGCAAAGGUCAUCGGUUAAAGGUCACACAGAAGACUUUAUAAAUUUAUAACGGUUGUCAUCAAUUUAAAUUUAUUAUCAAGUGUUGAAAUGGACUUGGUCAGUUUAUCAUCAAAACGAGUUUGUAUUUCUGUUCAAGGGGGGAAAUCUAUGCAUACUCGUGAUUAAUCCAUUUUGAGAUUUGGUUUGGCUUCAUCUCGAUACACUUACAUCAAAUAGUGCACUCCUUGUCCGCAUUGCCUUAAAGGGCUCUGCUCUAGUAAUAACAUUGUAACAAUCAAAUGAUAAUAGUUUCUAGUGAUCGAUGACAACUGUUAAAUUGUUUUGAGAAUAAAAACGAAGAAAAUACUUAACGCACAAGCCAAACUCAAUGUGCACGAAAAUUAAAAUACUUAAGAAUGACAUUUCUAAUAUUACUAAGGGAUAUUUUUCCCCAAUGUUAUCAAUUUAACUCUUCUUCUUAAAGAAAUGAAUUUCACAGUAUCGACGAUGAGUUAAUCUAAUCCGCAAAACGGAUCAGUUUUAUCGAUUACUAUGAUCACAUUAAUUAUUAGGUUAAAGUCGGUUUCAAGUUACGAAACAGACUCCUGUUUUGGAGUUGAAUGAUUGUGCUUGCCAGAAUGUCAGAUGGGUUAGCUUAGGAGAGUGGUUAAGAGGGGGGAACAUGUUUGUAAAGACAAAUCUUUGAAGAAGAAAAAAAAUCCAGCGAAAUAAAUAAUGAUUAUUUGGAAUUUGAUUCUUUCUCAAUGAUGUAGGACUUUAGAGGAUAAGGUAACGAAAGUACAGUACUUUUCUGUUUAGUUUUAUGCACUUGACGUCAAGAAGGGCGCCCUCGCCUAGAGGCCAAAAGAAGGUUGUUCAAAAUGCGUUAAUAGGUUAAAAUUUUAUUUGAUUCUAAAUAAGUUAAUUGUCAUCACGACAUCUUGUACGGAUUAGAUUUUAAAUGAUUGUACUAAUUUAUUAGAUUAAGUAUCAAAAAUGGCGUUUGGCAUCUUUUAAAAAGAGUGGCUGCAGAUAUUUCCGAUAGCUGAUAAACUAUGUCACACAAACCCUUGGGUAAGAAUAUCUUUGAAGACGGUGAUUUCUUCACAGAGCAGUGAAUAAGACUCUCUGAAAUUUCUUAACGAGAAGUUGACAAAUACACACAUAAAACCUACAUGAAUCCAGCAGUCACCGUAAGCCUAGUAUAAUUUUACAAAGAAGUUGACAAAUACACACAUAAAACCUACAUGAAUCCAGCAGUCACCGUAAGCCUAGUAUAUUUUUACAAAGCGUAAUGUAGGCCACUACUGACAAUUUAGCUGGCAGAUAAAGCCUGUAGUUUUAGUCUUACACUAGUUUGAAUUUGUACACACCACUGCACCUUUAAUAAAUUAAUUGUCCUAGUUUGCAGCAUCAAGCACCCUCUAUAUAUAAAAUCAUAUUAUAGCAUGCUGUAUGUUUUUAGCACAGUUUUUAUUUUUGAUUCUUGCACUUUAACCUGGCGAGUCCAAAAUGCUCGACUUAGUCUGGCACCAAAAUGAUGAGCUUUUGCGGUAUAGUUUUAGAGCGCCGUUUGCACGUGCACGAAUAACGAGGGGCUUGUGUGUAUAUAGAAGACUAUAUAAAAAAGCUUAUAAAAUAGAUACGUCCUGCAUUAUAUCUAAAGACUAUUGAUCUUUAUCAAAAUAAUCUACUUAAUAAUGUACUACUAUUAAGACUACAUAAUUGUUAUAAUAUCAGUCAAUAUUUUGAUAAUAUUUAGACUAAAUUCAAUGAAUCGCUCUUUAAACGAAUUGAAACAACGUAAACAAUUUUUGAAUCACCUUUAUCGAGAGCUUUUAUUGAGUUAAAGUGACUAUAUUUUAGCCUUGUCUUUAAAAUAUUGUUUAACUAGUCUAACUACGCAAACAGUAGUGACGUCAUCAGUAGUCGGCUAAACGUUGUUUAUGCAUGCUCACAAGGUCCCCCAUAUAAGUGAAGACAUAUGUCUAGGAUGUGGUUUGGUUCUCACAUUCUUGAUUGUUUAAAUGAAUUGAAAAUGUUCAAAAGAAAAGUAAAUUGUCCGAAAUACAUUUGCCAUAAUAAAUAGUUGUUCAUCCCCAAGAAAUAAUAACAA